AGCGUUCCCAUUCACCUGUCUCGUUAGUACAGUUUGAGACUCUCAGGUGAGCGCUCUGGUGUGGUGUUUGCUAGCGAAAUAGAAUCCUUGCGUCUGGAUAGUUUGGCACGUUUUUUUGGCGCGUUACUUAAUAGUGAUAGACAGGCAUCGGAUGUCUGUGGGCUGGCAGAACAGUUAAACAUGACUACAAAUAGUGAACGUCCGUUUGCGGCUCAGUUUCCCAAGAAACCGGAAGUUGGCGAUGAAGUUAUCGUUAAGGGGAAGCUUUUAUCGAAUGCCAAAGUGUUUUCGGUCAACUUUAUCUUGCCACACCCACCGCCGCCAAAUCAGAACGCUGAGCCGAUGCCACCGGAGUUAGGCGAGCAGCCUUCGACGCCUGAACCUUGCUGUGGACGACCUUCCGGCACGCAUAACCAUCAAAAGUCUUCGCCGCCCUACAUUGCGUAUCACUUCAAGACGGUUUUCGAAGGCGAUGAGGAUGAUGAAGGCGUCGUCGUUCAAAACUGGAAGAACGUCGUCUGGCAGCAGGAACAUCGCAGCCCCAACACCUGGCUUCGUGACCGACGCCAACGGUUUUCGCUAAUCUUUCGUUUCCAUCAGGACACGAUACGCGUGUUUGUCGACCAUGCUCACCAUGGGCCAGAUUACGAGUUCGAGUAUCAGGUCCCGCUGGACCGGAUCCGCUACAUCGAGCUCUGGGAUGACGUCGAAUUCGUGGAAGAGGUGACGUUCCGCUUCAAGAGUUUAAGAGACCGAUUCCAGGAAGAAGUGAAUGAAUCCUACUGAAGCCAGUUGGAAGAACAGAAGAGAAAAAAUUGUUGCUGCCCACGUCAUUUCACGACCCUCUACGCGUAGUGAAACGUAAUGAAUGGAAUGCGAACGACCAAUCACCAUAAUAAAUCGUUGCUCUCUGUGCUCUCUCUCUUUCCGGAAGGCCUGAGAAAACGAAAGUGCUAAUCAUCGGCUCUACACUGUAGUCACAUUUUUAGGAGUUAAUAUUUAUUGCAAUCGAAAUACGCCGGCCGCCUCGCUCCCAUAAGCUGAUGCAAAAUUUCACUUAUUUUUUUUGGAUAUUUCCAUACGCUAGCGCUAGAUUAUCUUUAGAUCGCACGAUUUUAGUCUGUUUAGUAUUAUAGACAUAGUAACAACAACAGUAUUCGAAUAGCAAAUAAAUACACUUAUGUGCGCAUGAUAGACUGAACACAAAGUA
This is a messenger RNA of Uranotaenia lowii, 1210 nucleotides long. RefSeq lists its product as uncharacterized. NCBI's taxonomy places the organism in Eukaryota, Metazoa, Arthropoda, Insecta, Diptera, Culicidae. Bases 181 to 786 code for a protein of 201 amino acids. The record is from RefSeq and is a predicted model, not a curated record. Gene Ontology annotation, molecular function: carbohydrate binding. The transcript is spliced from 2 exons.